This is a messenger RNA of Scheffersomyces stipitis CBS 6054, 399 nucleotides long. RefSeq lists its product as uncharacterized. Bases 1 to 399 code for a protein of 132 amino acids. The transcript has a single exon. The record is from RefSeq and is a predicted model, not a curated record. Lineage: Eukaryota; Fungi; Ascomycota; Pichiomycetes; Serinales; Debaryomycetaceae.
AUGAGUUCGUCGGCAAACUUGGAGUUCAAAGAUAUACCCAAAAUGUACAUCGACCCUCUUGCACCCAAAGAAAAGAACGAGGGUGCCAGAGUCAACGGUAAAGAUUGGAAGAUGAAGAAGGAUGCUUUCCGUGUGAAGACCUUGGGAGUUUCCAAGUCGUCAAAGUGGAAACAAAGGGAAGAAAAGAGACUCCAAGAAGAGCAGUUCAAGGCCAGAAUCAAGGACUUGAAGGAAGAGAAAGAAAGUGCCCAGAAGGAAAGAAUAGCUGAACGUAAGAGAAGACUUCAGAUCAAGGAAGAAAAGGAACGUUACGAGAAGAUGGCUGCUAAGAUGCACGCUAAGAAGGUCGAAAGAUUGAGAAAGAAGGAAAAGAGAAACAAGUUGUUGAAGGAACGUUAG